AUGAAUGAGAUCCCAAACACCAAUGCCUCAUGUGUCGGGAUUUCCGGAAGUCGGACCUUUUCGCUAAAGCAGCCUGACGCGGGUUUGCUGCCGCAAAACUUCAAUGGAAAUCAACCCUCUGAAAUGCCUCAACAGGCCGAGGCGGCACCAACGGCAUCAGCCUCAUAUGGCUGGCUUCCCUCCACCCAGAAGCCGCUGCCUAAGCGCAUGGGUGGCACGCUAGUUCAGGACCCGCGCCUGCUGUGGGAAAAUAGUUUCUCCUGUCUGGCUUCUGACAGUGGAAACACGGGCAAUCUGUGGGAGCCUGUCAAUAGCACAUCAACUGCACAACCCAUUGCAGUGAAGGAUGCCCUUCGCGAUACACCUUCUGUAGGCAGGAAUUCUCAGGCCACUCUAAACUGCUUCUCAAACUUUGGCUUCGGAUACACGGAUGGAGUUCUCAUGUCGCCUAGUUCAAAAGAUAUGGCUGUGCUUGGCUUACAAAUGGCCGACCAAGUUCUCAGUAACUCACCGAAUACUGGCGAUCCAUUAGUUUCGCGGUCUCACCAGUUUGUCGAAAAUGGUGGUCUCACCGGUUUGCUGCCACAUCACAUGGGUUCGGAAGUGGCACCCACUGCUGCUGCUGCCGCUUCAAAUCCCAUUGUCUCUUCUCUCGGCCAGCCAGUGCGCACCUACGCCAAUAAUCCACUAGUUGGUGUGCCUUCACUGGAGGAUACGACUGACUCUCCG
This is a messenger RNA of Dibothriocephalus latus, 729 nucleotides long. The record is from the annotation of a GenBank genome assembly. NCBI's taxonomy places the organism in Eukaryota, Metazoa, Platyhelminthes, Cestoda, Diphyllobothriidea, Diphyllobothriidae.